AUGACUAUCAGUGUCAUUCUUGGGGCCCAGUGGGGCGACGAAGGCAAGGGAAAGCUUGUUGAUAUCCAGGCCCGGGAGGCGCAACUCUGUUGUCGAGCUGCUGGUGGAUCUAAUGCAGGUCACCAAAUCAAGGUGGAUGGAGUCUCAUACAGUAGCUUCCACCUCUUGCCCUCCGGCCUCAUGAACCCGAAGUGCAUGAACUUCAUCGGCUCCGGUGUGGUCUUUCACAUCCCAACCUUCUUCAGCGAGCUCAAGGAGCUUGAAGAGAAGGGCCUGACCGCGGUACACGACCGAAUCCUUGUUUCUGACAGGGUCAAUGUUCUCUUGGACAUGCACAUGGUCGUGGAUGGUCUCGAGGAGCAGGAGCUUGGAGGCAUUGGUCCAUGCUACCAAACAAGCAGAGCGCGAAAUGGCAUCAAAUUGACCGACAUCUUCUAUCCCGAGCUUUUCGAGAGUAAGGUGAAGCGCUUAGCUGAUGGUUAUCAAAAGCGCUUUGGAGAACUAUUCAAGUACGACAUCAAAGCUGAGCUUGCUCGCUUUGAGGAGUACAGGGAGACGAUGAGGAAAUACGUCGUGGACGGCGUGUCCUUCAUGGCCUCCGCACAGCAGAGCGGCACGAAUAUCGUGGUCGAAGGAGCAAACGCACUGAUGCUCGAUGUCGAUUAUGGCUCGUACCCUUUCGUUACUUCGUCAAGUACAACGCUUGCUGGCAUCAUUGGUGGACUCGCCCUGAACCCCAAGCAAAUCACAGAGACGGUUGGAGUGGUCAAGGCUUACACCACCCGUGUCGGUUGGGGUGCCUUCAAGACCGAAGAUACUGAAGAGAUUGGCACCAAACUUCAGGAGAUUGGACGCGAAUGGGGCACGUCGACCGGCCGUAGACGCCGAUGUGGAUGGCUCGACCUUGUUGUUGUCAAGUACAGCAACUCAAUCAACUACUACACGAGCCUCAAUCUGACCAAGCUCGACGUUUUGGACACUUUCGAGACGAUCAAGAUUGCGAUCGCUUAUAAGGUCGACGGAGAGGAAUUGGACUCUUACCCUGCGGAUCUUCAGAUCUUGGAACGGGCUGAGGUGGUAUACCAUGAAAUGCCAGGCUGGCAAACGCCGACUACCAACGCAAAGACCUACGACGAACUGCCCAAGAAGGCUCGCGAUUACAUAGAGCAGUACAUCGAGAAGUUUGUGGGAGUCAAGAUUGAUUACAUUGGCACCGGUCCCGACCGUGAGGCCAUGAUCCGGCGCGCCUGA
Molecule: messenger RNA, 1251 nt
Organism: Thyridium curvatum
Lineage: Eukaryota; Fungi; Ascomycota; Sordariomycetes; Thyridiales; Thyridiaceae
Exons: 21
Coding region: 1-1251 (416 amino acids)
Biological process (GO): 'de novo' AMP biosynthetic process; IMP metabolic process
Cellular component (GO): cytoplasm
Molecular function (GO): adenylosuccinate synthase activity; GTP binding
Source: RefSeq, a predicted model, not a curated record